AUGAAGAUUGAUUUUGCCCCCCUGGGCAUGCCUCUGCACAGGAGACUGCAGACGGCUGCUGUGCUGCAGUGGGUCUUCUCCUUCCUCGGACUGGCACCCACCUGCAUCUUCCUGUUCUUUUACCUCCUGUUCACCCGCUUCUGGCUGAUCAGCGUGCUGUACUCUGUCUGGUGGUUCUUUGACUAUGACACUCCUUCACGUGGAGGCCGCAGGGUGCCCUUCCUGUGUGGCCUCAAAAUUUGGGAAUACAUGCGGGAUUACUUCCCCAUCAAGCUGGUGAAGACAGCUGACCUGGACCCCAGGCACAACUACAUCCUGGGCUUCCAUCCCCACGGCGUGCUGGUGGCGGGAGCCUUCACUAACUUCUGCACCUAUGCUACAGGCGUACGACAGCUGUUUCCUGGCCUCACCACCUACCUGCUCAUGUUGCCUCUAUGGUUCAGAGCUCCAUUCUUCAGAGACUACGUCAUGUGUGCAGGUUUGAUUCCUUCUGACAAAGAGAGUGCCAGCUAUCAGCUCCGCCAAAGGGGUGGUGGUAACGCUAUUGUAGUAGCAGUCGGUGGGGCCCCAGAGUCCCUUGAUGCCCAUCCUGGGACCUACAAUGUAAUCUUGGCUGAGAAGAAAGGCUUCAUCAAAAUGGCUAUGGAGAACGGUGCUCAUCUGGUGCCGAUCUUCUCCUUUGGGGAGAAUGAAGUGUUUGACCAAGUGGAAAACCCCAGAGGAACGUGGCUUCGCUGGACACAGGAGCGGCUGCAGCAUAUCAUGGGUGUCGCCCUGCCUCUCUUCCACGCACGUGGCAUUUUCCAGUACUCCUUUGGUCUCAUACCAUACAGAAAACCCAUCAAUACAGUAGUUGGAAGGCCAAUUAAGGUGGAGAGGAAUGAGAAGCCAACGGCCGAGGAACUUAAUGCCCUCCACCAGCGGUACAUGGACGAGCUCAGCGAUCUGUUUGAGGAGCACAAAGGCAACUAUGGAGUGGACAAGGACACGCACCUGACCUUUGUCUAA
This is a messenger RNA of Chelmon rostratus (copperband butterflyfish), 1008 nucleotides long. It is a transcript of the gene mogat2, whose product is annotated as monoacylglycerol O-acyltransferase 2. The record is from RefSeq and is a predicted model, not a curated record. The transcript is spliced from 6 exons. NCBI's taxonomy places the organism in Eukaryota, Metazoa, Chordata, Actinopteri, Chaetodontiformes, Chaetodontidae. Gene Ontology annotation, molecular function: diacylglycerol O-acyltransferase activity; 2-acylglycerol O-acyltransferase activity. Gene Ontology annotation, cellular component: endoplasmic reticulum membrane. Bases 1 to 1008 code for a protein of 335 amino acids. Gene Ontology annotation, biological process: triglyceride biosynthetic process; diacylglycerol biosynthetic process.